Messenger RNA from Thamnophis elegans (Western terrestrial garter snake), 1302 nucleotides. RefSeq names its product BPI fold-containing family C protein-like. The record is from RefSeq and is a predicted model, not a curated record. Gene Ontology annotation, molecular function: lipid binding. Bases 1 to 1302 code for a protein of 433 amino acids. NCBI's taxonomy places the organism in Eukaryota, Metazoa, Chordata, Lepidosauria, Squamata, Natricidae. The transcript is spliced from 13 exons.
AUGAAAGUUUCUAUCACUUUCCUUAUCUUGGGCUUAUCCAUCCUGCUUCUUGAGGCUAACCCAGGAAUCAAAGUGAAAAUCACACAAAAAGCAUUGGACUAUGGUAAUCAAUUUGGAGUAGAGCUUCUGAAGCAGAAAUUAAAAGAAAAAACCUUUGAAGACUGGAAUGGAGACUCUACAUAUGGUUUUUUUGCACUCAAGUACGCAAUUUCAAAGAUAAGAAUUAAUAACAUGGAAUUCCCCAAUACAUCCUUGUCUCUCAUCUCUGGAACUGGGAUUAAACUAUUAGUUGAAAAUGCUUCAGCAAUUGCCACUGCGGAUUGGAGCGUGGAGACCUGGCUAUUCAAAGAUUCUGGAAGUGGGGCUGUCUUCAUUUCAGGAGUAAACAUCACAGCAAUCGUAAAAGUGUCUCAGAAUGUAUUCGGUCAUUUAAAAUUGUUGCUUGAGAGCUGUAAAGGAAAUGUAGAUGAUGUGGACAUCACAUUGAAUCAAUCUUAUAGAUGGUUGUAUACACACUCAACUGCUUCUCUGUUGUGUCCGCAAAUGAAUUUUGUGAUCCAACAGAUUAAUAAAGACUUCAGCCAAUAUCCAGUCCAAACUCAGAUUGGUAACUUUGCAGUAAUAGACUAUUCCCUGAUAAACUCUUCAACUAUCUUGGAAACAUCAAUUAACUUGGAUUUAAAGGGAACAGUCUAUCCAGUGGAAGAAAUCACAGAGCCCCACUUCAAGCCAACUCCCUUUGUUCUAAAUGAGAACAACUCUAUGUUCUAUAUAGGAAUCUCAGAAUAUUUUUUGCAGUCUGCUUCACUAGCUUACUACACUUCUGGUGCUUUUACUAUCUCUGCUGAGCAAGAGGAAAUGCUUUCUUCUUAUUUCAACUUAACCACAGAUGCAUUGGAGAGCAUCAUUCCUACUAUAGCUCAUAUUUAUGCAAAGCCACUUCCAGUAAUUAUGAACAUAAGAAUCAUUGAUGCACCUGUGAUUAGCCUGCAUGACAAUAAAUCUAUUCUGGAGUUUUCUGCUUCUAUGGAAGUAUUGGCAAAGAUGCCAAACUCAACCACCGAAUCCAUGUUCACCUUGAAUAUAGCUUCACUUCUGGAUAAUUUCUUGUCUUACAUUUUACGAACUGGAAUAAUUCCAGCAGCCAAUUUUAAACUAAAGGAUGAAUUUCCUCUGUCUGUCUUGGACCCAGUGAUUCUUAUGAAGCCGAGUAUUAGAAUGUAUGAGGGUUUCUUGCUGAUUUCCAGUGACAUUCAAAGCCUACGAAAACGAGGAACGUCUCGAUCUCCAAGCAAACAUUGA